Fusarium redolens is the source of this 2205-nucleotide messenger RNA. RefSeq lists its product as uncharacterized. The transcript has 5 exons. Bases 1 to 2205 code for a protein of 734 amino acids. Gene Ontology annotation, molecular function: phenylalanine-tRNA ligase activity; RNA binding. The record is from RefSeq and is a predicted model, not a curated record. NCBI's taxonomy places the organism in Eukaryota, Fungi, Ascomycota, Sordariomycetes, Hypocreales, Nectriaceae.
AUGGCGGGCAAAAAGUUUCCCAAUGCCAAGGAAUCCUGGGAGUUUUCUGCAGCAUCUCAUACAAAGGCCAACGCAACAAGAAACACUAUCGUACUAGCGAACCGAGGUCAACGACUUACUUCAGGCCAAUGCUCGGCUUACCUGAAUCCCGCUAUAGACCUACCAGGCUACAAUCCGUUCCCGGAGCUGGUUUCGAUGGGUGCUGAGAGCCCACUUCUGCUAUAUACGGUGGUGACCGCCGCCGCGGCUCACAUGUCCAAUAUCCUCAGGCCCAGCGCCGACAAAUGGUUUGGUCAUCCACAAAGUAUCAACAAAUACGAUUGGAGUCCGUCCCGACGAGCUUUGGCGGAUGCCCUGGCGGCUAAGCAGAAGGCGCUCUACUUACUUCGCAUGGCUCUCAGCGAUGUAGAUGUGGUAGGAAAUGACAUGGUACUAACGGCCGUGAUUAUGCUUGUCACGGCUGAUAUGAUUGACUCUGGGAAACAUGACUGCCAGGUCCAUGUUAAUGCUAUGGGCUGGUUGCUGAGCCAAGUACCUCCAACUACUGGUGUUGGCGAGAUGCUCAAAGACUUCAUUAUAUCAGACUGUUAUAUCCACUAUGUUUUUGCUUUGACCUUCAUGGAUCAGGUGCCGAAGUCGUUAUUUGCUCUUAACAGGGCAUUUGCCUCAUCUGCUAUGCACUAUGCCGCUAGAAAUAGCUUCAUCUGCUGUCCAGCUGAAAUCUUACAAAUCAUGUGGUCUACUGCAAUGAUUUUGAAAGACCAGCCUACACAACACGGUGCAUAUGGUACAACCGAGAAAGCAUUGAAACUCAUUUUUAACGCCAUAUCAUUUGACGUGGUUUCGUGGUCAUGUAACAUUGAGAAUGUGCCGCGAGGUCGUCAAGUUACUGACAUUAACAGCCGGGCGCAUUCAGGCUAUACGCAUCAAAUGGCAUGUUGCUUAUACAUCCUCUACGCAAUUCCUUCCGUUAGAAGGAUCUUGCCAGAAGGGACUGAGCAGAGUUUAGAGGCAGGGUUGAUGUGCCAUCUGCGUUCAAUUACUGACGAGGAUCCCAACUUCAAGACGUCGUUUUGGCCAACAUUCGUUGCUGGCGCCCAGUCGCGGGAUGCAUACCAGCAAGUUUGGAUCAAGGAUAGAAUGAUAAGGCAAUUGCGUCUCUUCCCGUGGGGUUUCUUGUACACCGCUAUAGAAACUCUUCAACUCAUAUGGGAGCGACGCAAGGUUCAACCAGAGCUGAACUGGCUACAGAUCUUAAGGAGCCCUGAAGAAAAAGUGAGGGAACACUUGCCAGAUCCGUCUUUUUUUUAUGUACCUGGUAUUGGAUUCACGGGCGGCCACGCAGUAGGUGACUCUCCUCUUUUGGUCUUGAGCGCCAGAACAUCAUCCACUACAAAGAUCCGCCAUUAUAUUAUCAGCCCGGUGAUUCUCUCUGUUGUAUCUCUGCAACACUUUUGUUCAUUCUAUAUCCAUCAAGCCAUGAGUGGACAAAUCAAAACACAGAGCAUUCUGGACAACGCACGCAUAGCGCCUGAAAUAUAUAAGCUGCGCCCGGAUUAUCGAGCCCUCCUUGUACAAGCCGAGGGCAUCCCUCCAGGGCCCAGCGACGCAGCUAGUGAGGCCAUGUUGAGAGAAGCAGAGGAACACGUCAAGAGCCUCACGUCGACCCAAUCCGUCAUUGAGCUCCCCCAUAUCGCAGCUUGGCGAGAAGCUUACAAGGCCUUCGGCGCCAAGCCCCAGCGCACCCGCAAUAGCCUGGAAGCCCUGACACUUCGUGUUGACAAGGGCGGUCUACCGCGCGUCAACCGCUUGACAGAUAUUUAUAACGCUAUUUCUGUCAAGCAUCAGAUCCCGUUUGGUGGCGAGGAUCUGGACAAGUAUAAUGGAGCGCCCUUCUUGAUUCGCGCCACUGGCAAGGAAGAAUUCCACACUACGGCCAAUGGACAGCCCUCGAUAGAGCUAGCAGCCCCUGGGGAGCCUAUCUGGUGUGAUAGUACUGGCAUUACUUGUCGUAGAUGGAAUUGGCGACAAGGUCCACGGACUGCGCUAACGGACGAGACUACCCGUGUCCUCUUUAUCCUGGAUGCUCUGAAGCCACUGUCUGACGAGGAGCUUGUUGAAUCUGCUGAGGAACUCUGCAGUGCACUCAAGGCACUAUCGCCGGCAGUGAAGGCAUCUUAUCGAGUUCUCAGCGGUCCUGCAUAG